Messenger RNA from Salvia hispanica, 1474 nucleotides. Its product is annotated as phosphatidylinositol N-acetylglucosaminyltransferase subunit P-like. NCBI's taxonomy places the organism in Eukaryota, Viridiplantae, Streptophyta, Magnoliopsida, Lamiales, Lamiaceae. The record is from RefSeq and is a predicted model, not a curated record.
AUAUAUGCAUUUUUCUGACUAGAAGAUGUCGGCGCCGAUUUUGGAAACCCUAGCUACACGGUCAUCUCCUCCGCCGGAAAACGGCGUCUUCUACUCUAAAUCGCCGCCGAUCGGACACCACUACACCUUAUCGACUCCUUACCAAGACUAAUCUCCAGAUUUGCAACUACAAUACCACCAAAACAACCCCAAACCCUACAAAAUCGACACUGAAAAAAACCGACGGAAAUUUCUUCGCCGCCUGCUAAACGACGCCUCCGUCGUCGGUUCAACGAAGACGACGGACAGUUGCGGUAGACCACAGCAAAAAUCCUUCUCUUAAGCUACUAAAUCAGAUCAAAAUCGGUUUCUAUUACAGAAUCGGAGAAGGAGUGGAUGACUUUCGAUGAUUCAAAGAAUAGAUCGAAAAUGAAAGACGAUGAAAUAUGCAAGAAGAAGAAGGAUCAAAGGAUAUAGCAGCCAGUUCAGCAAGAAAAUCAGAGGAAAUGAUCCCAAUAGAUUGCAAAUAGAAGUGGCAAAAAAGGCAAAUCAUUGAACACAAAUUCUAAAAUGUGUUGCAGGAACUUCGUGAUCCAGAAUAUGAAUGAGAGAUGGCACUCAAGAUUUCACAGAUGAGGUGCAUCACAGCAAUGACAAAUACAGCAACCGAAAUUAGGAUGGAAGAGCGUUGCUCUGUCAAUAGCCCACGACAGAUUCUGAGCUUCUCCAAGACCCGGGUGGCCAACGUCUCCUUCUCCGACGCUGAUCACCGCUCCCAGACCGAAUUAGGCGAAUUAGGUGUCUCCGGCGAGCACGGCCCCAAACUCUCUGAGGUUUAUGGAUUUGUCGGAUCUAUCACCACUGUUGUUUUUACAGUCAUAUUCAUCGUGUGGGCGUAUGUUCCUGAUCAUUGGUUGCAUUCUAUUGGGAUCUAUUACUAUCCAAGCAGGUAUUGGGCUUUGGCGGUGCCAACUUACGUGAUGGUGACGAUUGUGCUGGCCGUCACAUUUUAUAUUGGCAUGAAUUUUAUGUUAACUCCUCCUCCUACCUCCUUAAAUAUAAUGUUUGAUGAAUUUAGUAGGGAAAUGCUGAGCAGUGUCCCUUUAGUAGAUGAUGACGAGCAGCCAAUUGAGCCUAUAUCUGACAUAGGGAUUAACAAAAUUAACAAAAUCAUGUUCGAAAGCUUCAAAUGAAGGUACCACAACACCACCACCAGCCACCAUUCAAUCAACCUGAUCUGCUUCCUUGACCAAUUGAUGAUGAGUCAGUGACAGAGGUUGUAGUUGUAGGGCUGCUGUGGCUCCUAUUGCAUGUCAUCCUCACUUGGUUUCAAUUUUGGCAUAUCAAAUUCUUGGAGAAAAUUAAUUUUGGUAAAGAUCGGAAAUUUCGUGAAUUUUUAGGUCCAAGAAAAUGUUAUGUACACAGAAAAUUAAAAAUCCAAAAUUUGUUUAUGCUUAAAUUAUUGAACAUAAAAUGGAGUUGUUCAUUAUUUCUA